This is a messenger RNA of Coregonus sp. 'balchen', 6922 nucleotides long. Lineage: Eukaryota; Metazoa; Chordata; Actinopteri; Salmoniformes; Salmonidae. The record is from the annotation of a GenBank genome assembly.
UGAACGCACUGAAGUCGGAGAUUUCCGAGUUCAGAGUUCAGCGCUCCCAGUUGUUUGGAACGCGGCAAUACACGGUCACUGCAGCUACCCAUACUUGCAUAUUUCUGGGAGUGUCAUCACGGUGUCAGCUGAUCAUAUGACAGCGUGCGCGUAACCAAGAAGUAAACAUUGCACAUAGGCACGCAAAGAGGUAAGGAAAUAAACACAAAUCCCACUAUAGUUAGAAUAUAAAAUAAUACUGACUUUGUAUUUAUAUACAAUACAAACAGAACAACAGGAGCAUAGAAUUAUGCUGUUGUUGCGCGAACAGCUAGAAUAGCUAAAAGGUUAGUAACUAGCUAACCAGCAGAUCCGACACCUUAUGCUUGCUUACAGCAACACUACAGGGUCGACCACCACUUUUGCAUAAAGGUGCACUAUGCAUAAAUCGCUCAGCCAUUUCCUGGUUGCUAAGAUUCUGAUAGUUCGCCUAAUUUCAGUUGAUGUGACAAAACAAGCAGGUGUAGUGUAAAGAAUCAUUGUAUAGAAUGUUUAAAAAAUAGUCUAUAAGAGCGUCUGCUAAAUGACUAAAAUGUAAAUGUAUAAUCUUCGUAAAUGAUAUCAUCGGUAGGACUGGUGGAGUUAUGUCGCACAUGCAGCUAACAAAAACAUAUGGAAAUGUCUGCUCUACCCAAAAUUACAACCAUAUAUAUAUAAUAUAAUUAUUGUAAAAUUAACUCUGUCCAUAAGGUGUAGAUAGUAAGUAUAGACCGGAAGUAGAGGCCUGGGCAUUGUUGUUCACUAAUUUACUCCAAGUAGGGAAAGGAUGGUGGGGUUGAAAAGUAAUAAAGGGGAGUAUAUAUAUAUAUAUUUUUAAAAAAACAUGGGGGAUUGGAAGUGAUGCAGACCAUCUAAACCGCUUGAAAUAUAUUUUACAUAACCAAAAAUAUUGUAUUUUCAGCUGUUUAAAGCUGGUGUACAAUACUGAAAGUAAAAGAUGCAAAAACGAAACUUAAGAAUGGAAAGCAUAGAAAUAGUGCACAUAGAACAGCUCUACUGCUUUUUACGCUUGCUUUCAAUGAGAAUGACAUAUUUAUAACGCACAUGUGAAUUUGGUGGGGUCGCCCAAAAAGUUACAUUUACAUUUUAGUCAUUUAGCAGACGCUCUUACAUAUUGCAGCUUUAAAUUAAGACACAGCUUGGAAAACGCACCUCAAUCCAGGGAUGAGAAAUGCGUUUUACCUCGAAUACUCCAUAAAUGAUACACAGAGAAGAUUCAAAGACUGCUAGUUUUUCCGAAAACUGCCCAUUUUGUCCUAACGUUAACUAGCCAACUAAACUCAACGAUUUACGAUGGAGUUGAGUGGCGACUAGAGUGGGCGGGCUGGAGCACCGACGUCUAAUUUCAUCCCCCAAAGAAUAGCCCGCAAUUACACAGAACAGUGUCCUGUGUAAUUGCGGGCUUGUCUUUGGGAGCUUAAACUACUUUCACUAGGCACCGCGCAACUCCAUCGUAAAUCGUGGAGUUCAGUUUUAUUGGCUACAUGUUAACUAGCAGUAGCCACAGCAGCCAUUAUGGAAUGGCAUAUCCCGCUGAACAACAAAUUAGCUGAUUUGUCUGACACUGCCAUUUCAAAAUGGCUGAUGUGGCAACUGGUAUUUAGAAUGACGACAAAAAGGGGCAGUUUUCUGGAAAACUAGCAGUUGUUCAAUCUGGUCGGUGUAACAGUUGGGAUUAUGGGACAAUUGAUUCGAAGUUCUCAAAGCAUUUCUCAUCCCUUCAGUUCAACAUCUAGUUUUGAUUUACAUUUGGUUGAGUUGUCAACUAACGUCAAUUCAACAUGAAAUCAACAAAACAUUUCACCAUUGAUGGUUCAUUUCGUCAUUGGAUUUAGGUUAAAAGUUGGGUGAAAAAAAUACAAAAAGCGUUGAUGACUUUUUGCAAAUCCAAUUAGUUUUCCACGUUGAUUCAACUUCAUCACAUUGUUUUUUUUGGCAUGAAACGACGUGGAAACAAUGUUGAUUCAACCAGUUUUUGCCCAGUGGGUAGUAAGUAGCCUAUUUGCUAAAAUGCAUGUGAUUGCAACCUCUCUGCUUUGGCAACUUCAAAUGGUUUGGAUAACGAGUCUAGCUAGCUAUCUUGUAAAAACUGUAAUGUCACGUAGUUAAUAGUUGUAUUCUAUUGUGAAAGGGAUUCAUCAAGACCAACUCAAAUGGUGUCCCUGAUCUGCACCUUGCAAGACCAUCGCGACGAUGUCAACUGUUGCGCGUUCUCCGCGACACUGCUGGCGACCUGUUCAGCUGACAAAACGUUACGAAUUUACAACACCCAAGACUUUUCUGAAGUCUCAUACUCCCCGCUCUCUGGCCACGGCUAUGGCGUCCACUGUUGUUGCUUCAGCGCCUGUGGUCAGUAUUUAGCCUCGUGUUCAACUGAUGGUUCAACAGUUGUGUGGUCAACGGACACAGGUGAGAUAGAGGCAGUGCUGGAGCAUCCGGGUAGGAGCCCCGUCAGGGUCUGCGCCUUCUCGCCCGACUCUUCACACCUGGUUUCGGGGGCGUCUGAUGGUACCUUAGGUCUUUGGGAUUUCCCUACGAAAACACUGCACAGGUAAACUUGAUUGAUUGACAUCCUUUAUCUCCAUGUCAUCUAUCAUAAAUAGGCCUACAGUAGGCCUGCGUGUGUUGCCUAUAUCAAGUGAGGCUUUGCUGGCCUCUUCAGACUGAUAUUAUGUGUUGUCUCUUGCAGAGUGUUCUUAACUGAUUAUUUGUCAACAGGAUGGGGGCAGUGAAUGACACCACUAUGGUGGCCUGCUCCUUCACCCCCUGUGGCCAGAUGUUUGUCACUGGAUCUACGUAUGGGGACCUCAGGCUGUGGGACCUGGACAUGAACCAGCUCCAUGCGGAGAAGAACACUCACGACUUGGGGGUCACCUGCUGCUGCUUCGGCCCCAAGAUCCUCAGUGGUGAUGAUGAUGAUGAUGAUGAUGAUAUUUUCCUCCUCCUUCAAUCUUUGAGUUGGCCUGUUUCCAGAUCUGUUUGUACAAACAUGACAACGAUCAUAGGAGUUGGCUUUACAGCACAUCAUUUUUAUCUGGGACCAGGCUAUCUUGGAGUCUCCAUAUAUGGGAAUUUGUUGAGACAGGUGUUGUUUGAUUCAUUUGCUCCCGUCUCUCUCAGGUAGUGGUGUGGUACAGUUCCGCCUGGCCUCCUGUGGACAAGACAGCACACUGAAGAUAUGGAUCGUCUCCAGGUCCAACACAGGCAGUACGUUGACCACAUGCUAUGGUGAUGCAAAUGUGGUGUUUAGCGUUGAACUCAGUGUGUAUUUGUUGAUAAUCAGAUGAUGUGGAGGAUGUGUGUUCACAAUGAACGAUCUGAAGGUGUGGUCCAUUCGCCCCCUCUGGCCUGUAGGUUGUAAGAUGCAGCUGCUGCACACCCUGACCGGCCAGUCUGCCCCAGUGCUCUCCUGUGCUUUCUCUGCAGACGGACAGCUGCUCGUGUCUGGGUAAGUCAGCCCAUAGGUGAUCUAUAGUAAAGCACUCUUACAGAUAGUCAAGAUAAUGUUAUACAUUUACUCCAACUGGCCACAAGGGGGAGAAGUGUGUUGCUUUUCACCAUUACCUUUUCUGUUGCAGCUCAGUGGACAAAACAGUCACAGUGUAUGAUGCUGUAAGUCACUCAAGCUCUUUUCAUUACCGUAGAUGUCAUUUCAGUUUAACUCCCCAUGUUAAUGUUCCUCAAAGAAAUCCAUGAACACCUCCCCUCUCAACUUGAAUGUUGUUGUUUUUUUCAGAGCCAGGGGGCUUUGCUCUACACAUUGAACCAACAUGAGAGGUAAUCUUCCUUCUUACCCUUGGGACAUAAGAGUCACAUCUCAAUAGCCUACUUUUAAAAUGUAUCUUUCCGUCCUCCCCUCCCAUGAUCCUUUGCUGUAGGUACGUGACGGCGUGUGCCUUCUCUCCCAGCAAACCUCUGAUCGCCACGGGUUCUAUGGACAAGACUGUCAAUAUAUGGAGUGUAGAGGACGGACGCAGUGGCCAUGGUGGGUAACACAGACACACACACACAAAGAUGGACAGAAGUCUAAGAGAUGAGGUGGAAGUACGUGAAUUGACAAGCUGCCAGUGUUAUUGGCAUUAAGAAUGGCAUUAGCAUUCUGAGUCACGGUGUGGGGUUCCUAGAUAAUGACUCACUAUUUUCCCAUGUGAACAAAGAUCAUGUUGACUUAAUGGUGAUGACAGCUUGUUGACUUAAUGGUGAUGACAGCCUGCCUGGUGAUCUAUGUGCUGUAUUUGCAUAAGCUCUUCUUUAUUGAUUAUGGCUUGAUUAUGUUUUUUAUUCUGUCAAUCACCAUCCCCCUCUCUGCAUGGUUCAUGGACAAAAAGAAUGCAAAUCUUUACCUGGUGAGUUUUUUAAAUUUUCUUCCUUAUCUGCACCACUCACGUCCCAUCUGCUCAUUGAAAGCAGUGCGGGAUGGAGGGUCUCUAUGUGAAACCUAGGAGUCCCACUGCUAUCAAAGAGGGCUUUAUCGAGAGUAAUAGUUCUAUCCCGGUGAUAAUGCCUUCUGCUAAGUCUUUCAUAGCCUGUUGUGUUUCCAGGUGACUUUUACCUUGAAGCACUGCCUGCUGAGAACCGAAUUGCUUUUCACUUUUAAUGUGGAUUCACUGUAUUAGUAUACAGAGUGUACAAAACAUUAAGAACACCUUCCUAAUAUUGAUUGCACCCCGUUGCCCUCAGAACAGCCUCAAUUCGUCAGGGAUUCAUCAGUCUAUGUUAUGGAAAGAUCAGGUGUUCAUAAUGUUUUGUGCACUCAGCGUUAUAUAGGCUCACAAUGCUUUCUUCCUCCCCUUCUCUCACCUGAUAGCGUUCUAAGAACCCGUACACAGCUCUUUCUAAGAGAGGCUUGUCAAUAAAAGGCUUGAAAUUCAAUUACUGUAAUUUUAAAUACGUUAAUGUUCAUCGUUUUGUUGUUGUUUAUGUGGAGUCUUACUGUGCUGUAUAACAUUUUUCACAUCUUGUUUUCCAGUUGAAACUGCAAGAUUCUCAUCCGAAGGUGGGAAAGUGACUAAAAAGCACUAUAGAAACGUUUGAUUGAUUACACGUUAAUACCCAUAGUAACAGCAUGUCAUUGAGAGAUACUAACGUGAGGUCACUUCCUGUUUUCCGACCUAUCAGGCAGAAAGUUGCCGGGUCACUCCAGGCUUCUGGUCAGUGAUUGGUCAGAAGAGGAUGUGGGGGCGUGGCUGUGCGACGAGGGGCUGGAGGCGCUGGUGGAAACCUUCAAGGCAAACAACAUAGAUGGAGCUGAGCUAAUCAGUAUGACCAAGGAGACACUGGCCUCAGAACUCAACAUAGGUGGGGAUGGAACAUCACACCAUAGACUAUACACAUUAUCAUAAUAACAUGCAUUAUCAUACAGCUAAUAUACCAAUGGUACAUUAUCAUGUUAUACACAUUACCCACUUGUAAUGUGUACAGUAGCUGGAAACAGCGCGUCAUCACAUAAUAUUUUUUAAGUAGGGGGAGGGGCAAAUGAAAAACAAGGUAAACAUUGAGGAAUGAAUGUUAAUGAGAUUUUCUCAGGAUUACAUACGCUUUAACUGUACAGCAUUAGAUUAGGCCAUGUGUAAUCUGCUUUAAGAUUUCUGCUCCAUUACAUAACACAAUCACUCAUCCCAAAAUACAUAUCCUGUAACAUAGAAAAUGGUUUACAGCUAAUACCAUUUCUGUCCGAAACAAUUUCAAAAUCCAUCUGAAAAUGUGAUUUACAGAUUUUGGUUGAUCCGUAUAUCUUCUCUUUUAAAUAAAGAUCAUUCACCAUAGUAAGGAAAGUUAGUUUUUCCAACUCUUUCUCUGUGAGGUGGUAGGUGUGGGUCUGUUGAUGGUCUCUCAUGCCAAUGGCAACCAUGGUAACCAAACAGCCCUGUUCUCUAAAAGAGAUUAAUCUCUUAGUAAACAUGGGUGCAUCUCUCCUCUCUUCUCUCUGAGAGUGAGGGAUGGCGCCAUGCCAGGUUGUUAUCUUCCUGAUGGAGAGACUCUUUUUUUCCUCUCAGGGAUGGAGAGGGCUCUUUUUUUGUGUGUGUGUGUCUAACACACACACGGACUGACCUCACUUUACUGUAGUCUCCAUGGUGACCAGGAACUGGGUCAUGUAGGCAGUGUGCUCAAGCCAGGAUAUCACGUCCACAAAUGAUGCAAGCCCCAUUGGCCAAUAUACAAUUUCCUCAUAUCUCUGCCUGGUUGUUUCCUGUUGGUGUACUGUAGAGUCGGUGGGGCUGCGCAGUAAGGUCCUGAGGAAGGUGGAGGAGCUGAAGGCGGGGUGUGUGUGUACCGGUGUUCCUGAUGAGUUCCUCUGUCCAAUCACCAGAGAGCUGAUGAAGGACCCUGUUAUCGCUGCAGGUGGGACAUGCCCCCAUGGCAACCUGUCUGGUUGUGCCUUUAGCUAUCAAGAUUCUAUCAGUGCUACAAUUUUUUUUGCAAUACAGUGGCAUGCUUUGAAAGGAUGCAAAAAACCACUACCAAUCUUGUCUGUCUUUUCUUCUGAACAGAUGGGUACUCCUAUGAGAGGGAAGCGAUUGAGAGCUGGAUCGCAACCAAGAAUCGUUCCAGCCCCAUGACCAACCUGCCCUUACAGACAACACUUCUGACCCCAAACCGAACCCUGAAGAUGGCUAUUGGACGCUGGAGGACCAGCCAGUGAGAAAGAGGGGUCCAGGGGCGUCUUCUACAUCCCUUUCAAUCCAAAGACUGUCUAUCCCUCAGUUAACUUCUGACCAAAAGUAGGCUGAUAGUACAUUCAGCUAUAUAUGAUGAUGUUUUCAGGUAGACCAUACUGAGCUUCUAUUCAACCCCUCACUGGGUCUGCACUUUCUCUCUUGGGAUGAAACUACUUUAGAAUGUAAAUAUUUAUAGCUGAUGAGAUAUUCUAAUAUAUAUAUAU